AUGGGAGGCAACGCACACCAUGCAGCGCGAACCCGGGACUUCACCGUAAAUCGGAAGUUCGAACCCAGCUCUCGUUAUAGGGAUGAUAUCUAUCUGGAUGACGUGGCAAUCAGUACCUAUGAUGAGAGAUGGACUUAUGUGGCAUGCGAAAACGACCGCCCUUGUAGUGACUGCGGCUCUCUUUCACCGCAUUUAAAUUGCAUAAUUAUUGCAGUUGAUGGCGCUUGCAAGGGGAAUGGUAAGCCAGGGGCUAGGGCUUCAGUUGGAGUUUUCGUCGGCAACGAGUCCGAAUACAACAAAAGCGUUCUUCUAUCCGAGUCCAACGCAACAAACCAGGUCGCAGAGCUGCAGGCUGGCAUCCUUGCACUUCACCAAGCCAUGAAAAUACGGGAUAUAGGAUUAGACGGUGAAGAGCUUCACGAAGUGGUGAUUAAGGCGGAUUCCGAGUAUCUGGUCAAAGGGAUGACUGAGUGGAUAUUUAAAUGGAAGGCUAAUGGCUACCGAACCUCUAAGGGGACCCCAGUCACAAACUCGGCCCUAUUUCAGAAGCUUGAGGAGCUUGUUGGCGAUCUGAAUGCGUCUGAUGUUGAAGUCUUGUUUUGGCAUGUUCCCCGGAGUCAGAACACGCGGGCAGAUGAGCUAGCAAACAAAGCACUCUAA
Molecule: messenger RNA, 660 nt
Organism: Trichoderma virens Gv29-8
Lineage: Eukaryota; Fungi; Ascomycota; Sordariomycetes; Hypocreales; Hypocreaceae
Exons: 1
Coding region: 1-660 (219 amino acids)
Biological process (GO): DNA replication, removal of RNA primer
Molecular function (GO): RNA-DNA hybrid ribonuclease activity; nucleic acid binding
Source: RefSeq, a predicted model, not a curated record